UUAUCUUCCAGCACCUUCAAAAACUCCCCGAGAGAGAAAGCUGUAAACUGGAUCCGGAGAGCCGCAGAGGGGUUUUCAGGGGUCUGGAUCAGAGAGGAGGAGGGGCUAAAGUCUCUCAGGUGAGGCUUUAACUCACCUUUAACUCUCUGAUCAUUAAAGGACACACUGUUGCGCGUGCAGUCAGUCAAAGAGUGGUUCUGCUCCAGGUCCGGGUCUUCUGUGCGCCGUCGAGGUUUCGACCAUCCCUUUGGAGAGGGGGGGGGGGGGGGGUAAUCCGGUAUCUGUGCGUAAAGAGGAGAUGCUUGGUGGCCACGUCCCCUUGGAGACUGGAGACAGACACGUGAUGAGCUUUACUGAUCAGGGUUAGAGACGCAGCGCGAGCUCCCACACCGCGGCGCACACAGGACAGCCGAGAAAAGUCCGGAAAAAGUCCCGGAAAGCUGCUUUUACCGAGCUUUUUCUCCCGGGAGAGGAGAGAGGAAGAGGUGGAGGAGGGAGGAGGAAGAGGAGGAGGAGGAGGAAACAGGAGUAAAGUUUGUCCAAGUUUGCACAUCCCUUCGGAAACGCCAUUUUGAUUCCUCUCCUCUCCGGAACGAGUCUCUCAGCCUCCGUUCUUCUUCUUCUCCUGUUUUUAUUUUUGACCAUCAUCAUCAUCCCUUCCUUUUUAUCUUCCCCCCUCCUCACCCCCAUCAUCAUCAUCAUCAUCACCACCCUCACCCCCCCACCUUCAUCAGCCUCGCCACGAUGUCUCGGCGCAAGCAGCCCAACCCGAACAGAGUGCACCUCAUGGAGAACAGCACAGAGGAGCAGCGUGAGGAGAUGAAGAUGGAGGAAGAGGAGGCGCAGAAGGAGGAGAAGACACACAAAGCGAUCAACGGAGAUCUGGAGGAGGCGGCGAGCGAAGAGACGCUUCACAACGGAGAGCGAGAAGGUGCUGAAGGAGGAGGAGACCUGUCCUCCAUCAACGCCAUGAUGUCCGCUGUGAUGUCAGCGGGGAACAUCAACGGUGGUGGAGACGGCGAGGUGGAGAGCGGCGUCACCUCCGCUAACUCCUCCACCGGACCCUCCCCCAGCCCCUCUCCCACCAAGUCGCUGACGUCAGCCAUGAGAGCCCCCCCCAGCCGCAAUGCAAGACGCACAACCCAGGAAACCAAAGAUGACAGCUCAGCGUUUAUCUGCCCUCUGUGUGACAAGGACUGUCAAUCACAACACCAGCUCACCAUGCACAUCAGACAGCACAACGCGGACGCUGGCACCGUGGACCACUCCUGCAGUAUCUGUGGGAAGUGUCUGAGCUCGGCCUCCUCUCUGGACCGGCACAUGCUGGUCCACAGCGGGGAGAGACCUUACAAGUGCAAUGUUUGCGGACAGACCUUCACCACCAACGGCAACAUGCACAGACACAUGAAGAUCCAUGAGAAGGACCCGGCCUCGGGACUCCUCCCCCUCUCCCCCCCCUCCCCAAACAAGAGACGCAGACCCUCGGUGAAGAGGAGGGGGGACGAAGAGGGGGAGGAGCCUCCAGCUAAGAAGUUAGUGGAGGAGGUGAUGGAGGUGGAGGUGAGGGGGGGUGAGGAGGAUCUCCUCCCCUGUCCUCUCUGCUUCAAGACCUGCAGCUCUCGCCUGGAGCUGGACGCCCACAUGGACACACAUCCUGACACCGCCCUGAGGUGUGACCUGUGCUGCCUGUCAUUCCGGACUCACCGGGGUCUCCUGCGCCACAACGCAGGGGUUCAUAAGCUCCUCCCCCAGGACCCGAGCGGCCGGCCCUUCAUCCAAAACAACCCGUCCAUCCCCCCCGGCUUCAACGAGCUCGCCUUCAUCGACUUCUCCUGCAAGAAGUUCGCCCACAUCGCUCAGGUGUGGUGUGAGACCAACCUGCGGCGCUGCAUCAGUAAGUUCCACCGAUUCGUCUGCGACGGAUGCGACCGGGCCUUCCCGCUGCGCUCUGCGCUGGAGCUGCACAAGACCACCUCCCACCUCGAGGAGCCCGAAGAGCCCCCCAACACUGAGGAGCUGCAGCGGCUGCAGGAGGAGCAUGGAUCUCCUGCAGGAGAGCAGAAAGACUUCCCGCCGCAGCAGAGCGACUUCCUGCAGGCGCUGGGGCUGCAGCAUGUCUCCACCGUGAUCCACGGACCCUCAGCUGACGAGGUGCACCAGGCUCACCUGGACAGCAUCAAGGUGAUCCAGGUGGCCCCCCCCUCCUCAAGCCUGCCUCAGGAGCCGGCCUUCCUGUCGGGGGGGCUGAGCCUCCCCCUGAUGGAGGGCCUCUCCCAGCGGGACGCCAUGAGCCUCCUGCAGCCCUUCCUCCCACCUGCUUUCCUGCAGCCCGACGGGGGGGCGACAGCCGCCUCCUCGGGGGUCAAACCAGGAGAGGAGGGGGGCAUGGAGCUCGCCGACAUCCGGCAGAUCCUCAGGGUGGCGAGCGCAGCGCCCAAUCAGAUCCUCAGCCUGCCUGGCAAUAAGGCUGCAGCGCUGCCCGGGGGCCACGGCUCCCUGCAGAAGUCGAUGCCCCCCCUGAAGCCGAAGCCCCCCAUCACUCCCCGAUCCAGCCUCACCUCCUCCACGCCCCCCCCCCUGCAGAGCUCCCAGCAGGCCUCACUGGGCUGCAUCAGCCCCUCCCUGCCCCCACCCACACCCUCCCUCUUCAAGACCCCUUCCUCUUCCUCAGCAGGGGCCGAGUUGGGCGACGCCCACACGCCGCUUUCUGAUUCGCCGCCCGCCUCCAGCACCGCCAUGCACGAAGAGGCGGGUCUUAGCGGCAGGAAGCCGGGCGCCAAAGCAGGAAGUCCUGCGGCUAACGGUGGUGCAGCUAAUGGCGGCACUAAGGGGUCGUUCCCGUGUCGGUUCUGCGAGCAGACGUUCUCAUUCUCCGGCGUCCUGCAGGCCCACAUGCGCUUCCACCUGGGCAUCUUGCCGCACCAGUGCAACAUCUGCGACUACGUGGCGCCGGACAAAGCCACGCUGAUCCGCCACCUGAGGACGCACAGCGGCGAGCGGCCGUACGUCUGCCGCGUCUGCCACUACCCGUUCACCGUGAAGGCCAACUGCGAGCGGCACCUGCGGAAGAAGCACGGUAAGACGUCCCGCAAGGACAUCGAGAAGAACAUCAAGUACAUCUCCUCCCCCGCUGCGCCCGCCGCCGGCUCCCCCACCACCCUGACCUCCCCCUCCGUCUCUCCCGCCACCGUCACCACGGACACGGAGCCGGUCCCCGCAGAGACGCUGUGCCGGUUCUGCGGGGACUCGCUGCAGUCAUACCGCUCGCUGCAGAUCCACCUGCGCACGCACAAUGGCUGCAGCCGGAAGCCCUUUGAGUGCCGGCGCUGCGGCGCCGCCUUCCUGGCCAAGAGGAACUGCAUCCACCACCUGCUGAAGCAGCACCCCGAGGUGCAGGAGCGCGAGAUCGAGCUGCACAUCAACACCCUGCUGCCCCCUCGGCCCCCCGCCAUGGUGAAGCAGGAGGAGCUGGACCAGCCGCUCGACUUCUCCGCCAGAGGGAGGGGUGGCACCUCGCCCGUGGUCAAGCAAGAGACGCCCCCCCCGCCCGCCGACCCGCUCGACCAGCCCAUUGACCUGUCCGUCAGCAAGAGGAAGAGGGGGGGUGAGCUGGAGAUCAAGGUUGAGCCCCCUCCCCUGCCGCCCCUGCACCCCCACCCACAGCUGGGCUGCUACCAGCUCCCCCCAGGCUCCUCCCCCCCCCUGCCCCCUCGGGCGCAGCGCCUGAAGCCCCUCCUCCCCAAACCUUCUCCCACCUCCCCCCCCGCCCUGAAGGAGCUGCCCCCCCUCGCCUCCAUCGCUCAGAUCAUCAGCUCAGUUUCCGGGGCAACCGACCUGCUAAAGCCCCCCCCCCCAGAGAUCAAACCCCCGACCACCACUCCCUGUAAGGAGGACGACCCCCCUCCGCCCCCCGCUGCGCAGGAGAGCGAGGACACACCGGAGGUCUCGUCCAGGAAGCGUCCCAGGAAGCGGGGGUGUGUUUCUGUGAAGGAAAAGCCUCUGGUGGUGGAUCAGGAGUCGGGGGGGGAGUUGUCCUCCGUGGAGAAGAUCCUUGCCAACACCGACGCCAACAAGUUCAGCAACUUCCUGCAGAGCGCCGAGCUGGGGGCCAAGAGGGAGGAUCGAGCAGCAGCAGCAUCUUCCUCCUCAGUUGGGGGGGAGGAGAAGGAGGCAGUGGGGGUGCAGGAGGUGAAGCCCCCCCAGUCGAAGGGGAAGAAGAACGCUUACUCUAACUCCGUUCAGAAGAUGACCUGCCCCUUCUGCCCCCGAGUGUUCCCCUGGGCCAGCUCCCUGCAGAGACACAUGCUCACACACACAGGUCAGAAGCCAUUCCCGUGUCCGAAGUGCGACGCCUUCUUCUCUACCAAAUCAAACUGUGAGCGCCACCUGCUGCGGAAGCACGGCGUCACACACCGGACGCUGCGGCGCAACGGCAGUGCGGGGAGGAAGGAGGGGGACGAGGGGUCUCACGAUAGCGCAGAGAGCCAGUCAGAGACGGAGCAGAUGACUCCAGAACCGUCAGACUCUGCCAACGCCUCCACAGACUCAGGCUCCGCCCCCACAGCAGAGAGCCCUGCCCCCUCCGAUCAGCCAAUGACAAGCUCUGCCAACUCAAGCCCAACCCACAGAUCAAACCCCGGCUGCAGUCCAGCGGGGGGAGCUGCAGAGCAACAAGCUGCAGAGAGCAGCGAGCAGCAGGGGGCGCCAGAGAGCCACCACAAGGACGAUGUGCUGGACGACGAUGAUUGCCACAGCAACAAGAGUCUGGACCUGAACUUUGGGAAGAAACUGAUCGACUUCAAACUGUCCACUUCCCCCCCCCCCGCUCGGGAGGAGCAGCCUUCGUCCUCCUCGGCUCCACAAGAGAGUCCGGAGAAGGAGAAGAUCCCUCCCCACUCCUCUUCCCUCCCGGCGGUGAAGGACUACAAACAUGUCUGCCGGGUCUGUAAGAAGAGCUUCCGUUACGCCACUACCCUCGCCCGCCACGAGAGGGCGCACCUGUCCGAGGAGACCGCGCCUCCUGCAGAGGAGAAAACCCCUGAGAAACAGGAGGAGGUCAAACUUGCAGAGGAAGAGGAGGAGGAGGAGGAAGAAGAGGAGGCCGGGGGAAACAGUGAGGGAGGAGAGAGCGGGGAGGAAGAGGAGGAAGAGGAGGAGGAAGAGGAGAAGGAGGAGAGGAGUGAUGAAGAGGAACCAAAGAACUCUGAGGGGGGAAGGCUGGACAAGAGGAAGAAGAUCUGCAACGUCUGCGGGAAGAGGUUCUGGUCUCUGCAGGACCUGACCCGCCACAUGAGGUCCCACACAGGUGAGCGGCCGUACCAGUGUCAGACCUGUGAGCGCACCUUCACCCUGAAGCACAGCCUGGUCCGGCACCAGCGGAUCCACCUGAAGCCCCGCGGAGCCGAGGACGAGGACGGAGACGCCGCCACGCCCACCUCCACCUGCCCUCCGUCCGAGAACGAGAGUGAGGUGGGAAAAGAGGAGGAAGAGGAGGGGAAGGAGGAAGAGGAGCAAGUUCCUGUUGAAGGGUCCGAACCUUCUGUUGAAGAGUCUGGACCUCCUGCUGAAGAGUCCGGACCUCCUGCUGAAGACUCCGAACCGCUUGCUUUAGAGUCAGGACCUCCUGUUGCAGAGUCAGGACCUCCUGCUGCAGAGUCCGGACCUCCUGCUGCAGAGUCCGGACCUCCUGCUGCAGAGUCCGGACCUCCUGCUGCAGAGUCAGGACCUCCUGCUGCAGAGUCAGGACCUCCUGCUGCAGAGUCAGGACCUCCUGCUCCAGAGUCCGGACCUCCUGCUCCAGAGUCCGGACCUCCUGCUGCAGAGUCAGGACCUCCUGCUGCAGAGUCAGGACCUCCUGCUGAAGAGUCCGGACCUCCUGCGGAAACUCCACCCCAACAAGCUACUGACACAAAGACCACCAGCAAAGAAGAAACAACCUCCAAAGACCCUGCAGAGGAGCCAGCCGAGCCCCCAGCAGAGGGCCUCUUCCCGGGGGUUCUGGAGAGCCAUGCCAACACCUCUCUGGAGCUCCAGCGCCCCCUGGUGGGGGCGGACUGAGGCCAGCAGUGCCAUGAUGCAUCACCAGCCGGGACCGUGAGAUGGAGACGGAGAUCGUCUUCUUGAAGUGCCUUACUACUAGUCCUCCCCCCUCAGUCUGCGGGACGGCGGGGGACGGAUCUACUUUUAUAGCUUUUUACGAUGAUUAUGUUUCAGCAAUAAAGAAGAGCUAUGAUUUAUGAGGCUCUGUUUGAUCAACGGGCCGCAGAUGGACGGUGGACGCACAAGUCUGCAGGUAUUUUUCUGUAUUUAAAUCACAGACUGAGUUUAAAGGGUGGGGGGGCCUUCCAAGCAGCCCCCCCCCUCACUGAUCAGAUGAUUUUGGAAUGAUUGACAGGGUGGAGCAGGACGAUGGAAGCUUUUUGUAACUGGAAAUCACAAGUUCUUCGUUUGGUCUCACGAACAUUCAGGAGCUCAGAUCUGUGUGAGGAAGACUCGGACCCCUGAUGGUUCUUCAUCACUUCUCAUAAUCAUUCUCAGUUUUGUGUGUGUGUGUGUGUGUGUGUGUGUGUGUGUGUGUGUGUGUGUGUGUGUGUGUGUGUGUGUGUGUGUGUGUGUGUGUGUGUGUGUGUGUGUGUGUGUGUGUGUGUGUGUGUGUGUGUGUGUGUGUGUGUGGAGAGGGGGUUAUUUUUUUAUAACUGAUCAAAUUAUUGUGUGAGACGCCCUCAUUGGCCCCCCCCCCCCCCAAUGUUCACUUAGGGUUCAUUACAGGGCCGAUAACAUAUUCCUGCGGCUAACACGUAGCACCGGUUCAGUUUACCUCAGCUUCUGCUCUUUAACUGAAACAUUAGAGACCAGCAGCGCUUUGAAUCACACGUCUUCCUGAACACUGGUUUCCACUGUGAGCCAAAGCUGAGCUAGCUAGGGCUUGUUAGCAUUCAGCCAAGGCUAGAAGGUGUUUAUUAGCCCGAUCUAACAUGGCAGCACAAUGCUAACUCUGUAUCAACAAAGAAGUAAAGUAUAAAUAGUGCUAAUUCAUUGUUAGCUGGUGUGUGUAAUGAGCCUUAAAACACUCACAUCAAAGGGCAAGACAAGCACAAGCUAACUAGUGCUAACAGAUGAAUUAAGAUGCCUUAACUUGCUUAAUUUCUCUGGUUUGGCCAUUUAGCUAUAGCUAGCUCUUAUCAUUAGCGUGGGAUUCACUUGGUGCACCCUAACAUGUUAACCCCUGGCUAGAAACACAUGCUAACUAGGGCUAAUUAAACAUAUCAUACAAAGCUAAGAAUGAAUUAGCCUGUGAGUGAGUUUUAACUGUUAGCUGUGCUUUGCUAAUUUGGCCAUGUGACAUCAACCACAGGGGGAAAAGAGACCCUAGCUGAGGCUAACUAAUAAUCAAGUAAAUACAUCACUUAAUGGUUAACUGCAUUUCUAGCUAGUAGCAGGACAAGCUAGUCUUCUUCCAGUAUUAUCGUAGCGUGCUCCGACGCCUCUUUUAGCCCUUUGCUACGAGAAAACCAUCUGAGGACAAACAGAAGAGCUGAAACAGUUCUACACUACAAAAACUCAGACUCUUUCUUAAAACUCAAAACAUAAAUACUUAGAGGUGGAGACGAACACGAGGUGAUCCCUUUAGUUGAUUUCCAGAAGGUGUUAGAUGACGGGUGAUGGAUGGAUGAGUGGAUGGGUUGUGCAGGUUAAUGAACAGUGUUAAGUGCUGCACACAAACACAAGUUAAAGGGCUUGUGUGUGUGUGUGUGUGUGUGUGUGUGUGUGUGUGUGUGUGUGUGUGUGUGUGUGUGUGUGUGUGUGUGUGUGUGUGUGUGUGUGUGUGUGUGUGUGUGUGUGUGUGUGUGUGUGUGUGUGUGUGUGUGUGUGUGUGUGUGUGUGUGUGUGUGUGUGUGUGUGGCAAAUUUUUCGUCUCUGAUUUUUUUUUAAUAUAUAUUAAGCAACCUCAUAAUCAAAACAAAUCGAACCUCAGUGGCUCAUAACGGAACUGUAGCGCAGCGCCGGUCGGACAUCAGGUUGGCGAGAAUAAUAUUGAACAACUGGACCAACCAUCGGACUGGCGCUGCCGUGAACUGGCACUAACAAUUCCCAAAACUACUACUACUACUUCCGCUACUACUAGUACUACUACAUAGACUUACUGCAACACAAUCAGGGGACAAAGAGAGAGUUUCUACGGGUUUAUCCAAGCUAGUUCUCAAAGACCGUCUGGUAUAUUUCCAGACUGUCUGGUAGAUCUCUUGACCGUCCGGUAGAUCUCCGGACAGUCCGGUAGAUCUCUGGCCAGUCUGGUAGAUCUCUUGACUCUCUAGUAGUUCUCUUGACCGUAUAGUAGAUCUCUGGACUGGUUGGUAGAUCUAUUGACCGUCUAGUAGAUCUAUUGACCGUCUAGUAGAUCUAUUGACCGUCUAGUAGAUCUCCUGGCGGUCUGGUAGAUCUCCGGACCGACUCUUGUUUUCGGUUUGGCUGAGAAAAUUAAAGGUAGUUCUCAAAGACUGUCUGAUAGAUCUCCUGACAGUCUGAUAGGUCUCCUGACAGUCUGAUAGGUCUCUGGACAGUCUGAUAGAUCUCCUGACAGUCUGAUAGGUCUCGGACAGUCUGAUAGAUCUCCUGACAGUCUGAUAGGUCUCUGGACAGUCUGAUAGAUCUCCUGACAGUCUGAUAGAUCUCCGGACAGUCUGAUAGAUCUCCUGACAGUCUGAUAGAUCUCCUGACAGUCUGAUAGAUCUCCUGACAGUCUGGUAGAUCUCCUGACAGUCUGGUAGAUCUCUUGAACGUCUGGUAGAUGUCUUGAACGUCUGGUAGGUCUCCUGACAGUCUGGUAGAUCUCUUGAACGUCUGGUAUAUCUCCUGACAGUCUGGUAUAUCUCCUGACAGUCUGGUAAGAUCUCUUGAACGUCUGGUAUAUCUCCUGACAGUCUGAUAGAUCUCCGGACAGUCUGGUAGAUCUCCGGACAGUCUGGUAGAUCUCCGGACAGUCUGGUAGAUCUCUUGAACGUCUGGUAGAUCUACUUAACAACUGUGAAAUGUUGUUGCAGAAUACAUUUGUCUCAAUAGCUCUGCCGUCAUCAGUGGCUCACAAGACAGCAGAGAUCUUUGCGUCUGGUUCAACAUAAAGGCUGUUUAAUAAUGAAUAUUGAGUUGUGUUAUUUUAAAAUCCUGAAGAAUCUCUCUCUUUAUCUCAACUGUUUCAUGUUUCGCUCUAUCUGUACAUCCCCGUGUGAGUGUGUGAGAGAGUGUGUCUUUGAAUGUGUGAGAGAGUGUGUCUGUGAGUGUGUGUGAACGGCCAUAUGAAUACUGGACUUCCAAUGGAAUGCACGUGGACUGUUUUUAAAUGUAUUUAUUUGGAGCCCAGUGGUGUGUGUGGGAGUGUGUGAGUGUGAGUGAGUUUCUACGAUGACGUGAGGAGAAGCCAUGUAUUAAUAAAAUAUAGAAAUCACGUUUAUGCUGCAAAGCUGAUGGUUUGUGUCGAGACGAGCAAUAAGAAAAUCCCUCUGAUCCAAAAAGCUUUAAGUAGAUCUCCGGACCGUCCGUUAGAUCUCCUAACAGUCUGGUAGAUCUCCUAACAGUCUGGUAGAUCUCCUGACCCUCUGGUAGAUCUCCCAACAGUCUAGUAGAUCUCCUAACAGUCUGGUAGAUCUCCUGACCCUCUGGUAGAUCUCCUGACUCUCUGGUAGAUCUCCUGACCGUCCAUUAGAUCUCCCGACCCUCUGGUAGAUCUCCUGACCCUCUGGCAGAUCUCCUGACCCUCUGGUAGAUCUCCGGACCGUCUCUUAGUUUCGGUUUGGCUGAGAAAUGAUUGUUUUGUUAUUUUUCUUCUCUGACGUAUAUAAACUGUGAAAUCCAUGUGUUCAGUUAAAGGGUGAGUUUAGGUUAGUUUUUUUUGCAUGUUAAUCUAAUUUCAGUAACGGAUGAUUUCUCAUUUCUGCAUCUCUUUUCGCUCUACACAUGUAUUUAUAUAUAUAUAUAUAUAUAUAUAUAUAUAUAUAAACACAAAAUAUAUAUAAUCUCGCUCUCAGGGUCUUUCACAAAUCCAUUAUUCGAAACGCUUCAUGUUCUUAUUUCCUGAGUUUUUUUUUAUUUUUAAUUAUGAUACAGAACUGUCAAUCACUACAUUCAGCACUUGACUGUGAACACAUCGUCUAACGGAGAAAAGACGUCUGAUUUAAUUUUGGUGUUUUUCUGCCAAAAUACUUCUGUUCUCCCCCCGUCAUCUCGGACAUUUGGUUUAACCCUGAAGUGUUUAGCCCUCGGUGCCCCAUCCUGUCCUGGUCGAAGGGAAAUUGAAACCCAGAUGCUGAACCUGGAUCAGAGAGCAUUAACUCUGCUGUUUGUAUAACAUGACAGUGUUCACAGAGUCGAGAUGUUCUGUAUUCAACCCAAUAAGAAAAGCAAUAAAGAUUAUAUUAAGGAAAGUUGUGUGAAUCAA
Eleginops maclovinus (Patagonian blennie) is the source of this 10432-nucleotide messenger RNA. RefSeq names its product ras-responsive element-binding protein 1-like. The record is from RefSeq and is a predicted model, not a curated record. Gene Ontology annotation, cellular component: nucleus. NCBI's taxonomy places the organism in Eukaryota, Metazoa, Chordata, Actinopteri, Perciformes, Eleginopidae. Gene Ontology annotation, biological process: regulation of transcription by RNA polymerase II. Gene Ontology annotation, molecular function: DNA-binding transcription activator activity, RNA polymerase II-specific; RNA polymerase II cis-regulatory region sequence-specific DNA binding.